UUGUGCGUCAAUGAAAAGCUAAAUACUCCCUAUAUAUACUAACGAAAAAAAAACCUCUUCUAUAUACCGAUUAAAUAAUUAGUUAACUAAACUCAUAUUUACGUACUGAAAUUCCGUCGUGCGCAAUAAUAAUGGCUCUACCGAAUCAACAGAGUGUCGAUUGUCCAAGCUUUAAGCUCCUCAUUGUCGGCGAUGGAGGAACUGGGAAGACGACCUUCGUUAAAAGGCAUCUCACUGGUGAAUUUGAGAAGAAGUACGAACCCACUAUUGGAGUUGAAGUUCACCCAUUGGACUUCACCACAAAUCUCGGGAAAGUUCGUUUCUCAUGCUGGGAUACUGCAGGACAAGAGAAGUUUGGUGGCCUUCGAGAUGGUUACUACAUCCAUGGUCAAUGUGCUAUUAUAAUGUUUGACGUCACAUCCAGGCAGACUUACAAGAACGUCCCUACAUGGCAUCAUGAUCUCUGCAGGGUCUGUGACAAUAUUCCAAUUGUUCUUUGUGGAAACAAGGUUGAUGUGAAAAACAGGCAGGUUAAAGCAAAGCAGGUUACGUUCCACAGGAAGAAGAAUCUGCAGUACUAUGAGAUCUCCGCAAAAAGCAACUACAACUUUGAAAAGCCUUUCUUGUACCUUGCCAGGAAGCUUGCUGGGGACCCUAACCUUCAUUUUGUGGAGUCACCUGCCCUCGCUCCUCCAGAAUUUCAAAUUGACCUUGAUGAACGAAAAAGGAUUGAAGCAGAGCUUGAAAAUAGUAUUCGCCAACCAUUGCCAGAUAAUGAUGAAGACCUAUUCGACUGAGGAUGAGAAAUUGAUUUAGCUUUUUAUGAAGAACACUUUCUACUAGUAUUAUGGCGUUAUCUAUGUUUGUGACUUGAUUUUUUAAUUUUGGUUGCAAGAUUGCGGUUUAGAAAAAACACAAGUGUGAUAUAUAUAUAUCCUUGAUGAGUAGUUAAUGAAAUCUGGAAGCGUUUCUUUGUCACUUUUCAUUCCUUACAAAUGGAGAUUCAGAUGGGGGAGGGGUAACUUAUCAAUAAAAAAAGGAUCAUGAAGCCAAGCCUCGGCCAAGUCUGACCACAGGGCUGGUUAGGACUGGGGCCCAACCUCAUCAAGCCAAGCCAAGAACCAAUCUCGGCAUCCAUCUCUAUUCAGAUUUUUUUUUUCAAUAAUGGAUCAUGAAUGACUCUUAAUUAAAUGUUUAGCUUGCUUACAGUCUAA
Erigeron canadensis is the source of this 1214-nucleotide messenger RNA. Its product is annotated as GTP-binding nuclear protein Ran1A-like. Gene Ontology annotation, cellular component: nucleus; cytoplasm. The transcript is spliced from 7 exons. Gene Ontology annotation, molecular function: GTP binding; GTPase activity. Gene Ontology annotation, biological process: ribosomal subunit export from nucleus; protein import into nucleus. Lineage: Eukaryota; Viridiplantae; Streptophyta; Magnoliopsida; Asterales; Asteraceae. The record is from RefSeq and is a predicted model, not a curated record. The coding region runs from base 132 to 797 and encodes 221 amino acids.